Messenger RNA from Microdochium trichocladiopsis, 1197 nucleotides. RefSeq names its product secreted glucosidase. The record is from RefSeq and is a predicted model, not a curated record. Gene Ontology annotation, biological process: carbohydrate metabolic process. The coding region runs from base 244 to 1152 and encodes 302 amino acids. The transcript is spliced from 2 exons. Gene Ontology annotation, molecular function: hydrolase activity, hydrolyzing O-glycosyl compounds. NCBI's taxonomy places the organism in Eukaryota, Fungi, Ascomycota, Sordariomycetes, Xylariales, Microdochiaceae.
GGCAACAUCAGCACGUGUUCGGCUCCGUGGUGCCAACAGCAUCUGUAUUCGAUCCAUCCAUCUUUGCUGAUGGUGGUUGAAUGAUACGAAAUAUAUAAGGACGGAAGCAUCGCCAUGCCCUGACGAUAUGAAGAAGAGAGACAUCAAGCGCCGAGAACAACAACACAAGGAACUCCUCCACCACAUUCAUCUACUCCUCAAAGUUUCGCCAGCUUGCCAAAAUUGACAACAACCUCUUUCACAAUGUCCAACUUCUCACUCCGCGGGGCACUCUCGACCUUGGCCCUCGCGGCCGCCGUCACUGCCGGCCCUAUCCAGAUUCAGGAGGCUGCCCCGUCCAAGUCUGGCUACUCGAUCAAGUGGCAAGACAACUUCAGCGGCGCCGCUGGUCAGCUUCCUGACCAGGACAAGUGGUGGCUGGGCUCCAAGGACCACUGGAAUGAGGAGUGGCAAGACUACCAGGCUCGCAACAAGAACGUGCAGCUUAGCGGCGGCAACACGCUGCAGCUCGUCCCGUGGAAGGAGAGCGGCACCAACUGCAAGACCAACGGCGAGGCUCCCUACCCCGUCCGCACUCACCAGUGCUGGAGCUCCGGCCGCGUCGAGUCCAACUACUACUUUACCCCAGCCUCGGGCAAGAAGACCGUCAUCGAGUCCCGCCUGCGCUUCGGUAGCAACUCGGCCGGCAACAACAAGGGCAUUUUCCCAGCCUUCUGGACUCUUGGCCAGGCCUGCAACACGGAAAACCCUGGUCACCCGACCUGCGGCGAGGUCGACAUUAUGGAGCGUGUCAACGGCGAGAACAUGGGCUAUGGCACGCUGUGGUGCCGCGAGGGUGACUGUGGUCAGAGCGACGGCACCAGCCUGCCUAACAACGACUGGCACACCUGGGCCGUCACGUGGGACCGCACUGCUUCGAGCUGGACCGACCAGUCUCUCACCUGGACCAUGGACGGUCGCGAGUACCUCCGUGUUCGCGGCUCCGAUGUCAAGAACCAGGACUCGUGGAACUACAUUGCCGCCAAGCCCCACCGUAUCAUCUUCAAUGUCGCCGUUGGCGGUGUCUGGCCCGGUGACCCCAGCUCGAGCACCCAAGACGGCUACGGUGCCAUGAUGGAGGUCGCCUACGUUGCUCACUUUCAGUCAAACUAAGCCUGCUCAGCAGCACGGGGACAGGCACCACUAUCACACUUAACG